AUGGCCACUGAUUCAGGGGAGCCAGCCAGCACGGAAGAUUCUGAGAAACCUGAUGGAGUUUCCUUCGAAACCAGGGUUCCUCAAGUUGCUGCAACUUUGACAGUAGAAGCUAAACUAAAGGAAAAAAACAGUACCUUUUCUGCUACUGGGGAAACCAUAGAAAGAAAGAGAUUUUUCCGUAAGAGCGUUGAGAUGACAGAAGAAGACAAAGUUGCCGAAUCUUCCCCCAAAGAUGAGAGAAUAAAGGCUGCAACAAAUAUUCCUCGAGUAGAUAAGCUUCCUACAAAUGUGCUAAGAGGUGGACAAGAAGUUAAAUAUGAACAGUGUUCAAAGGCAACAUUGGAAUCCUCAAAAGAUUGUUUGAAGGAGAAAAAUGAAAAGGAAAUAGAAGAAGAAGCAGAAAUGAAGGCUGUUGCAACUUCUCCUAGUGGCAGGUUCCUGAAGUUUGACAUAGAGCUGGGAAGAGGAGCAUUUAAAACAGUAUAUAAAGGACUGGACACUGAAACAUGGGUUGAGGUUGCUUGGUGUGAGCUGCAGGACCGGAAGUUAACCAAAGCUGAGCAGCAGCGGUUUAAGGAAGAAGCAGAGAUGCUAAAAGGUCUCCAGCACCCCAAUAUAGUUCGAUUUUAUGAUUCCUGGGAAUCUAUAUUAAAAGGAAAGAAAUGUAUUGUAUUAGUAACUGAACUAAUGACAUCAGGAACCUUAAAGACGUACUUAAAACGAUUCAAAGUCAUGAAACCAAAGGUCUUAAGAAGCUGGUGCAGACAAAUUUUAAAAGGGUUGCAGUUCUUGCACACUAGGACUCCUCCUAUUAUUCACCGGGAUCUGAAGUGUGACAACAUUUUUAUCACGGGACCCACUGGAUCUGUGAAGAUUGGUGAUCUGGGACUGGCCACCUUAAUGCGUACAUCAUUUGCUAAGAGUGUCAUUGGAACACCUGAGUUUAUGGCUCCAGAAAUGUAUGAAGAGCACUAUGAUGAAUCCGUAGAUGUCUAUGCUUUUGGAAUGUGUAUGCUGGAAAUGGCUACUUCCGAGUACCCUUAUUCUGAGUGCCAGAAUGCAGCUCAAAUAUACCGUAAAGUUACCAGUGGCAUUAAACCAGCCAGCUUUAAUAAAGUCACUGAUCCUGAAGUGAAAGAAAUCAUUGAAGGAUGUAUUCGUCAAAACAAAUCUGAAAGGUUGUCUAUCAGGAACCUACUAAACCACGCAUUUUUUGCUGAGGAUACAGGACUGAGGGUAGAGCUAGCAGAGGAAGAUGAUUGCUCAAAUUCAUCCCUGGCUUUAAGACUCUGGGUUGAAGACCCUAAAAAAUUAAAAGGCAAACACAAAGACAAUGAAGCUAUUGAAUUCAGUUUCAAUUUAGAAACAGAUACACCUGAGGAAGUAGCAUAUGAAAUGGUCAAGUCUGGAUUCUUUCAUGAAAGUGACUCCAAAGCUGUGGCUAAAUCCAUUAGAGAUCGGGUGACCCUGAUAAAAAAGACAAGGGAGAAGAAGCCUGCUGGCUGUUUGGAAGAACGCAGGGAUUCACAGUGUAAGUCUAUGGGGAAUGUACUUCCUCAGCAGCAAACUACAACUUUGCCUCCUACUUCUGCUCAGCAUACUGGGGCUGAAUGUGAAGAAACUGAAGUUGAUCAACAUGCUCGACAGCAGCUUCUACACAGAAAACCACAACAGCACUGCUCCUCCAUUAGAGGUGACAAUUUGUCUGAAGCAGGAGCUGGAUCAGUUACACAUUCAGAUACUUCAAGUCAGCCCAGUGCAGCUUAUUCCUCAAACCAGACGAUGGGCUCUCAAAUGCAGCCAAAUCUGACUCAGCCCCCAAUUUUGCCUGUGGUUCAAGGUCAGUCCACUGUUUUGCCUGUACAUGUUCUUGGACCUACAGUUGUUUCACAGUCCCAAGUUUCCCCAUUAACUGUGCAGAAGGUCUCACAGAUAAAGACCAUACCCCAACCAGUUGGAGUUGAACAACAAGCAGCUCUUCAAAAACCAGAUUUAGUUAGAAGCUUGAAUCAAGAUGUGGCAGCUGUGAAGGAAAACACCAAUAACUCUGAUAACCCAGGUGGAAAUGGCAAACAGGAUCGGAUCAAACAGAGAAGAGCUUCCUGUCCCCGACCAGAGAAGGGGACUAAAUUUCAACUUACUGUCCUUCAGGUGUCAACCUCUGGAGACAACAUGGUAGAGUGCCAGCUGGAAACACACAACAAUAAGAUGGUCACCUUCAAGUUUGAUGUUGAUGGUGAUGCACCAGAAGAUAUUGCAGACUAUAUGGUUGAAGAUAACUUUGUGCUGGAAAAUGAGAAGGAAAAAUUUGUAGAAGAAUUGAGGGCUAUCGUAGGUCAAGCCCAGGAGAUCCUUCAUGUCCACUCUGCUGCAGAAAAAGUCAUUGGACUUGACUCUGUUACCUUGGAAUCUAACAGUAACCAAACAGGAUCAUCUGAACAAGUCCAGAUAAAUUCUGCUUCUACCCAAACCAGCAAUGAAUCUGCUCCUCAGUCAUCUCCAGUUGGUCGGUGGCGAUUCUGUAUCAAUCAGACAAUAAGAAACCGAGAGGCUCAGUCUCCUCCUUCUCUUCAGCCUUCAAUGGCUGCAGUCACUGGGCUACAUCCAUUUCCUAGUUCACGAAGUAAAAAUAAUAAGGAAAUAUCACAGGAUACACUGCUCAGUAUAGAAAAUAAUCCAUGCCAACAUGCACUUUUUACCUCCAAAUCAGAAAACAAGGAUGUAGUUGAUGGUAAGAUUUCUGAAUGUGCUGGUGUAAAAAGUGAACAGCCAGCUAUACUUUUUCAAGUGGAAGAUAACAGGCAGAUAAUGACACCAGUUACCAGUAGUUCCACUUAUUCCACUACUUCAGUUCCAAUUGAAUGUGAGGGACUCACUGGCCAAACAGGCAUGUUCAUACCUGUAUAUUCAUGUCACCCACCUGCCAGUCAGGCUGAUGUGCUUGUAGCUCAUGGUGGCAAAUCAGCUCAGAUUGCUGGUAAUGUUGUUACAACCUCAACAUUUGUAUCUGAUCAAAAACCUCAGUUCUUACCAGGACAGCAGCCAACUAUGGAUGCAGAGUUUAUUUCCCAAGAAGGAGAAAACAUAGUGAACACUGAAGCAAAUUCUCCAAAAGAAGUCGUUUCCACUCAGACUCCUGGCCUUGAAUCUACUACCCUUUUACCCACUACUGUCCUAGAAUCAGAUGGGGAAAGACCUCCAAAAAUGGAGUUUGCAGACAACCGAAUUAAAACUCUGGAUGAAAAAUUAAGAAACUUGCUCUAUCAGGAACACAGCAUCUCUAGCAUCUAUCCUGAGAGCCAGAAGGACACCCAAAGCAUAGACUCUCCUUUUUCUUCCUCUGCUGAAGAUACACUCUCCUGUCCAAUGCCAGAAGUCAUAGCCAUCAGUCACUGUGGAAUUCAAGAUAGCCCUGCACAAUCCCCUAAUUUCCAACAUAUGGGCUCUAAGAUUCUGUCCAAUGUGGCUGCAAGUCAGCCUGCUAACAUAUCAGUGUUCAAAAGGGACCUGAAUGUGAUAACUUCUGUACCCAGCGAAUUGUGUUUACAUGAGAUGUCCCCAGAUGCUUCACUUCCAGGGGAUCCAGAGGCCUAUCCUGCUGCUGUGUCAAGCGGUGGAGCCAUUCAUCUGCAGACAGGAGGUGGAUAUUUUGGCCUAAGCUUUACUUGUCCUAGUCUCAAAAAUCCUAUUAGCAAGAAAUCCUGGACUCGCAAAUUAAAAAGCUGGGCAUACAGGCUACGGCAGUCAACCAGCUUUUUCAAGAGAUCAAAAGUCCAUCAAGUGGAAACAGAAGAUAUAAGAUCAGCAAUUGCUCCUGAUCCCAUUCCACUGACACGGGAGUCCACGGCUGAUACUAGGGCUUUGAGUAGAUGUAAAACGAUGCGUGGAUCAUUUCAGCGGGGUCGGUUUCAGGUGAUUACGGUUCCUCAGCAGCAAUCAUUGAAAGUGACAUCUUUUGGAAUAGAACACAGAUCCGCAUUCAAGGAAAUAUCGAAUCAGUCCAGUGAAGAAGCUCUGGCCUUUAGUGAAACUGCAAAGUCUCAGUUAGUAGAAGUGGAACCUGCCGUGCACAAUCCUCAGACUUCAGUCUCUUCUCAGAAGUUACAAACUCUUCAUGAAACCUUUAAAGAAGAUAAAGGGAUUUCCAAACAAUUAGACAACUUCCUGUCUUUCAGCACAGCUUGUGAGACUGAUGUAUCUUCAGUGACCCCAGAAAAAGAAUUAGAAGAAACUUCAGCCACGGGAAGUAGCAUGCAAUCUGGAUCUGAACUGUUGCUUAAACAGAGAGAGAUACUGCCUGCUGAGAAACAGCCUAGUUCUGCUAGUGAAUUUUCAGCCACUCUUGCUGAUAAUGGGAAGACAGUGGCAAAAACUGGUCCAGAAAGUGAUCAGGGCUUACCCCUUCAUGAAGAACAAGCCUAUGCUCAAACGCAGAGUUCACUCUUCUAUUCUCCAUCUUCCCCAAUGAGCAGUGAUGAUGAGUCAGAAAUAGAGGAUGAAGACUUGAAAGUGGAACUUCAAAGAUUACGAGAAAAACACAUUCAGGAGGUGGUAAAUCUUCAAACCCAGCAGAAUAAAGAGCUUCAGGAGCUCUAUGAACGUCUUCGGUCAAUUAAAGAUAACAAAGCACAAUCUUCAGAGAUUCCUUUGCCACCUGCAUCACCACGUCGACCAAGAUCUUUCAAAAGUAAACUUCGAAGCCGCCCCCAAUCCUUGACACACGCAGACAAUUCCUUGGUUGCAACAGAUCCACUAUGUGUAGAGAGUAAUACAGCAUCGUGCCAGCAAUCUCCAGCCAGUAAAAAAGGGAUGUUCACAGAUGACUUACAUAAGCUGGUGGAUGACUGGACAAAGGAAACAGUGGGAAAUUCUCUUAUUAAGCCAAGUUUAAACCAACUUAAACAGAGUCAACAAAAAAUAGAGGCAGAAAACUGGAACAAGGCAUAUGAAAAUACUCCAUCUACUAUGGGCUACACAUCAACAUGGAUUUCUUCUCUGUCCCAAAUUCGUGGAGCUGUCCCAACCUCCUUGCCCCAAGGACUGCCACUCCCUUCAUUUCCUGGGCCAUUAUCAUCAUAUGGAAUGCCCCAUGUUUGUCAGUAUAAUGCUGUGGGGGGUGCAGGGUAUCCAGUACAGUGGGUAGGAAUUUCAGGGACAACACAACAGUCUAUAGUAAUUCCUACCCAAUCUGGGGGACCGUUUCAGCCGGGGAUGAAUUUGCAGGCAUUUCCAGCUCCACCAGUGCAGAAUCCUGCUACAAUCCCUCCUGGUCCCAAGUGA
Messenger RNA from Urocitellus parryii (Arctic ground squirrel), 5280 nucleotides. It is a transcript of the gene Wnk3, whose product is annotated as WNK lysine deficient protein kinase 3. NCBI's taxonomy places the organism in Eukaryota, Metazoa, Chordata, Mammalia, Rodentia, Sciuridae. The record is from RefSeq and is a predicted model, not a curated record. Gene Ontology annotation, biological process: protein phosphorylation. Gene Ontology annotation, molecular function: protein serine/threonine kinase activity; ATP binding.